GAUGCCCCAGGCAAUAAUGGCACAUAGCACUCGCACCGUGGCACUUGCCACCUUUACCUCUCCUCCUACACGACACAACUACAUUGGAUCCCACCGCCCCGGAAAGCCCAUCCAUUCCAACGGUUCGUCCAGCCAGCACCCGAGACGCAGGGUUGCAACACGGCAUUUACUCCAGCCGCCAUGAACCGACAGCGCUUUGCGAAACGCGUGCGAGAGGACGCCCAGACCUGGAGAGACCGCGUCAUUGGGAAGAGGAUUACAACAGGAGAUCCUCAUAUCGCUGCGUACCCCGCCUGGAAAUGCACCGACCCACUGGUCUGGGAGCCACGGAUUUAUCUCUGCCAACCCAUCGGAAAAGGACUUGAUAAGGAUUUGCGGUACGAAGCCCAACCCGAUUCUCGUCUGCUACAAAUGCCCGCCGAGAUACGCAACCGCAUCCUCGAGCUUGCCUUGGCGUCGCAAACGAUUCCGUCGUUGCCGGCCCUCGAUCCUAUCCCGCGGAUGGACCCCCUGUGGACGUGCACGUCGGCUGUUAUCUUCACGUGCAAGCAGCUGUACGAUGAGGGUAGGGCUUUGGCAGUAGCAGAGAAUACCUUUAAGUAUGAGGAGUUUCCGAAGAAGACGCGGUUCUGCGCUACGUCAAGAGAAGAAUAUAAUUACAUUUGGGAUCUGCUGAACAUCGUCUGUGACAUGAAAACUAAUGUAAUCAAGCAGGCAUAUUAUGGAUGACAUUUCAAACUGGGAGCUUAGUCGGGGGCCCAAUAUACGUGUUUUACAUGCAAGCACCAGCA
Messenger RNA from Trematosphaeria pertusa, 791 nucleotides. RefSeq lists its product as uncharacterized. The record is from RefSeq and is a predicted model, not a curated record. Bases 181 to 729 code for a protein of 182 amino acids. NCBI's taxonomy places the organism in Eukaryota, Fungi, Ascomycota, Dothideomycetes, Pleosporales, Trematosphaeriaceae. The transcript is spliced from 2 exons.